CGGUUAAAGAAAAUAGAGUUAACACAACGGACGGGCUAGAUUGAUCAUAUAGAAAAGUCAUUUGGUUGUAUUUUAAUUGUAUCGCCGCUAACUUUCUAACCCUCUGAAAUUCUCAAACUGCUUCCCAAGGCUGUGAACCUCAUCGUAGCCUCGUAGGAAUAAAAAAGCCCUAAAAUGGAGACGGAAUUGAACAAGGUCUUAAGUUGGGAGAUAGACAACCCCUCUGAAAGGACCGAUGUGAUGAAGUCGGAUACCUUCUCAAGUGGCGGCUGCAAUUGGUUUCUUGGCGUUUGUGCUCGUGAUCACCUGUAUAUGUACCUGAAAGAUGUGGAUACUCAUAAGUUGAGACCUGGAUGGAAAAGGAGAGUUAGCUUUUGCUUCGUUUUGUUGAACAAAUCCGGCAAAGAGCUUUUUAGGUCACCAGACGAAGGCAGAUGCAGAUUGUUUUGCGCUGAGGCCCCAGACUGGGGUUUACCUAGGACGUUUCCUUUGACGAAGCUCCGAGAAAAAGGGUUUCUGGAGAAAAACAAACUAACCAUUGAAGUCUACAUGAAAGUAUUUGAAGUUGUUCAAGAAGGAAAAUCAACUGAGAAUGAUGUUUUAGAUUACAAUGGUUUCCAUAUUUUUGCUUCUCAAGCUAAUCCAGUGGGAGAUAUCUCUAUAGAUCAUCCAGACUUUGCAUUAGAUGUCAUACCAAAGAACCAAGCGGUGAGAACAGUAUACAUGAAUCUCCUGCUCGGCCUUGUGGAGACGCUGAGAAAGUCUCCACAGAGCUUGUCCGUGACUGAACUACGGAAUGCUCAAAGUGAAUUGACUCAGCUGACAGAAGCAGGCUUUAAGCUCGACUGGUUGAAUUCAAAGAUUCAGGAGCUUUCCUUGGAGAGGAAGAAAGUACUCUCUGAUGGGCCUUGGGUCACACAACUCGAGGAACAUGUCAAGAUAAUGGAACUGAAUUUGGCAGAUCUCAAAGUUGAACUGAACAAGGAGAAGGUCAGAUCUAUCAUUUCUUCUCAAGCUAGUCCAGUGGGAGAUAUCUCAGCACAUCUCCCAGACUUUGCAGUAGAUGUCAUACCAAAGAACCAAGGGGUGAAAACAUCAUACAUGAAGGAAGCGUGCUUCAAUUAUGACUCGUUGAAUUCAAGGCUUGAGGAGCUUUCCUUGGAGAGGAAGAAAACACUUUCUGAUGGGUCUCGGAUCCAACAGCUCGAGGAACACGUCAAAAAUUUGGAACUGACAUUGUCGGAUCUGAAAGUUGAGCUGGACAAGGAGAUGAUCAAAUCUGCUCAAGUUUCUUCGUUUGAUUUUGUAGAUUUUUUAAUAAAGAGAUUUUUUCUCUCUUGUUUCUCUAUCUCAAAAUACUAAAACUAUAAGUGUAUGUUUUAUUAUAAUCAGACUCCAAGGUUGAGUUUCA
This is a messenger RNA of Raphanus sativus (radish), 1411 nucleotides long. RefSeq names its product MATH domain and coiled-coil domain-containing protein At2g42470. The coding region runs from base 175 to 1362 and encodes 395 amino acids. The transcript has 6 exons. The record is from RefSeq and is a predicted model, not a curated record. Lineage: Eukaryota; Viridiplantae; Streptophyta; Magnoliopsida; Brassicales; Brassicaceae. Gene Ontology annotation, molecular function: protein binding.